AUGGUGUCUCAAGAUAACUGGGGAGAUUUCAAGUUUGAAGAUAUACAGGCAAACAGCUUCCUCUCGUUGCGCAACAACAUCAAAGAGCGCAUUUGUCGAUUCCUACCAGAGAGAAAGGAUCUGUAUCAAGCCUGUCUCAUUCACCCGCAAUGGAGAAUUGCAGCGCAGAGAAUCCUAUGGGAAAAUGUUCAGUUUGUAAAGCCUGAAAACCUCAGAAUCUUCCUCAGCGCCAUUCACAGCAACAACAUGGCAGCAUUGCUUGUCAAGAGCGUUCAGCUGGUGUUUGUUGAUCACGAUGAAGAGACUCCUUUUCCACCCAUUGCUAAAUCAAAGCUUGAAAGACACAGACCCAGCACGCUUAGCAACUUGGCCAUCAUCACCAGCAUUGCCUCUGUCUGCGAGAACAUCACCCAUAUCACCAUCUACGGCUUCAAACUUGGAUUGCAGGACAUUGAACAGUUAUCUGCUUAUGCUAGAAAUCUAAAGAGUUUGGCCAUCAUUGGCGCUCCUGAAAGGGUGCCUGUCAACCUCAACACCCUGUUGCCUCGUUUGACAACCUUGCGUUUGGAUGGCCCCUUCAAAUUGACGCCAGCUUGGGCUACCUCCAUUGCUCAGAAAGCCAGCAAUUUGUCUUGUUUGCAAUUCUCUUUGGAGGGCAUUCAGGCUGCUACUUUGGACGCUAUCUGUGCAUCUGGUCUAAACUUGACGGAACUCACGCUGACAGAAGCCUUCCACUUGAACGAUGCCUACGUCCACCAGGCUUUCAAGAGUUUCCCGCGUUUAAGACGGUUCCGUGUCGAAUCCUGCGUCAAGCUGACCAGUGUCUCCAUUGCUCACGCUGUUCUGCUCUGCCCCGAUUUGCUCGAUUUGGAGAUUCGUGCUCAUACCGUCUCUGGUCCCAACAACAACUACCACAACUUGCGUGAUGUCUUGGACAAUGCAUAUGAUGGUGCUGUAUUUGCAAACCCCACACGUUUGGUGCUGCAGAACAUGUACAUCACGGAUGAAGAGUUGCACCACCUGUCAAAAUUUUUUAUGCAGCUCAAGUAUCUGGGUAUCUCUGGCUGCCGUGAAUUGACAAACUCUUGCUUUCAGGAAUUCGUGAUUGCUGAAGACUUUCGCUUCUUGCGAUCGUUGUCUAUCCGAGAUUGCCCUUUGAUUGACUCCAACCUGUUUGGCCUCAUGAUCAAGUCUCGAGAAAUCUGUCAGUCCCUGAUGCACGUCUAUUUCGAAUCUUGUGGCGAGAUUGAUUUGCAUGACAUUUAUCAGCUCUGUGUCAAUUGUUAUCAAGACAACCUGCGAGAGGUCAAACUGGUCCACUAUGAACACUUGGCCGACACGGUGCUCGGAUCCUUUAGCGAAAUCGAAAGCAGAAGAGCGCUGUUACUCACACGCAGAUCCAUUGACGCACUGGCACAUUCCACAGACCAUGUGCUGACAAAAUCUCUUCCUGAGAAUGUAACAUUAACCGGAAAACAGCUCAUUCGCCUUGCGGAUCACCUGAAAAUGACAGUGAGAGCGUUAGACGAAUUAAUCGCUCAAGUUAUUAAACAGGAUGAACAGGCAAUACUGCUUGAUUAUACCGAUGCCAAUACGCCUCAAACUUCCCGUAAUCGCUUAAUGGCCUUAAGAGCUCCCAGUCGCAUUGACAACCGCCCCUCCACACCGGCCGUGUGGUCCCACGAUGAAGCAAAAAAUGGCAUAAUCGUUGGUGCUCCCCCAAAAAAUAGACUUGCAAAUUCAGCACAUCUUACAAAUCAGCUCACUUAUCAAGAUGAACCAACUUAUCAAGAUGAAAAAGACGAUGAAGAAGACGAGGAAGACGAGGAAGACGAUGAUGGAGACAGUUUUGAACAUGUUCAUGACAACGAGACAAGCUGUGGUGAUGAUCAGAAUGAAGACGACGAAGAAUUAUCCAGCCAAAGUGACAAAUCUCAGUCCAGUUGGAGUAACAACAACAACAACAACAACAACAACAACAUGGUCAACAGUGAAUUCCACCCCGAAGGAAACCUGGGCGGCUGGGGUGCUCCAGUCAACGACAAUUGGGCUACACCUUCCACCUCCACUUCAUUGUUGUCUAACAAAAUGUCAUUAAAAGAUGUGCAAGAAGAGCAAAAGCCACAGCAAUCAUUCACCAAUCAAAACUAUUGGACAUCAUACACAGAGGAUGCAUAUCAGAAUGAGUGGAGACAAAGCCCCUUGGAGCAUAAUACCACUCAUCAAAAAAAGAACCUCACAUUUGGCCACUAUCGAAACGCACCAAAGGUGAUGGACAGCGAUGGCUGGGGACAUACAACAAAUAAUAUUGGAUGGGAUGAUUACGAUCAGCAAGGCUAUGUAAAGGACAUCAUUGCAAAGCAACAAAACACUGAUUUCUGGAUCCAGACAGUACCUGGUAAAUGGGUUGUCGCUUCUGGUCCCUCUGCUUCCAAGGACAACACUGCCACUACACCUACCACCAACGCCUCUCAUCGUCGUAGAUCGCCCAAGAGCAACCAAGCACCCAGCAAAAGCCGCAAACUUGAUUCUUCGUCCGAGGACGAGGAUCAAUACAAUUAUACAUCGACUGCUGCCACUCCUCAUACCUCUUUUCACGGUGUGGUCCCCAACAAAGCUCGUCAUCGAUCCAACUCUGUAGUAAGCCGUGAUGAUAGCAUUGAUUGGGACGAAGAUGAUAACCAAGUUCAAAUCAAGGUACAUGCCGACUUCCCACCACUACAGAGAGCUGCCUCUGCCAAGAACCGUGAUCAAGACACUACGCAUUGGAGCAAUGCCACAGAAUGGCAAGUCAAAUCAGCUCGAAAUAUUGCUGCUACUACUUCUCAUCAUGCUCCUACUACACCUACUGCUACCACGCCCACUCCUCGCUUCAGCAGAAGAGCCACUACACCUCGCAACAACAACAGCAGUAGCAAUACCAGUAGCAAUGUUGUCAACAAUAACAAUAACAAUAACAAUACCAGUGAUAAUUCAUGGUGGGACUAUGCUACCAAGAGCGCUGAUUCACCACCGCCUGCACCUUUGCGUAAGGUCGCGCCUCCUCCUCCUUCUCCUCCUAAGCCUUUACCUUCUGCUAUCACGAUGGCUUCCCCCGCUGCUGAUGUGGCCUCAGCUCCCGCUGUGGUUUCAACACCUCCUGUUGCUCCUGCUAAAAGUCCAUUAUUGAUUGACACAAACAAUGAGGACCUGUCAAAGAAGCCUGCUCAUACUGGUGAGAUUUGGAGCAAUUUGAAUGGUCUUGUUGAAAGUUACACUCAAUCUAGCAAGGCAACACUCUUGAAACCCUCUAAUGUCGCUGCUUCUCCUUCUGUAGAUGACUUUUUCGACAUGGCUGAUACGAAUGCUGAUGAUAAUAUCAAGGAAUUCAGAUUUAGUGAACGUAGUCCUGGAACUAUCACAGACACUGAACUGGAGCGCGAAAGAACUACUAUGGAAAAGGACAAUCUCGUUUCGUUUGAUAGUGAUUCGAUACCUGAUGAAGAUCAGCUCGAAUCAAAGCAAGAUAAAGCCAAUCCAGUAAAUGUUCUUGAAGACAGCUUUACUUCUUUCGAUGUCCAUGGUACUGCGUCCAUCUUAGCGCCUCUUCCAGCUAAGACGCCUGUUCUGUCGUCCUUCCUCAACAAUAACAAUGUGAAUCAAUUCCAACAAGCAUUAUCACCAGCUCAAUCUCAACCUCAGCAAGCUCAGUCACCACAAGUGCAAUCACCCCUAGUGCCCUUACAGACUCAACAGCCCGAGGUUCAAUCUGAACAGCAACAACAACAACAACAACAACAGCCGACUGAAAGUGUUGCAACUAAAGAUGCUACUGAUCGCUCUCGUACAACAUCACCGCCAUCUACCAUCAAAUCUCCAGCCGAUAUCCUCAACAGCAGACAGUUAGUUGGCCAUAAGCCUAUUACUCUCCAGUUCCUAGGCAAGCCAAACUUGGUUAUUACGCAAGAUGACGAUAUUCCUAUGAAAUGUCGUGCAUAUUGUGAGGAACAUAACUUGAUGAACAUGUUGGAUAUUGCAAUUAGCAAAGCAGAAGACUAUCGCACUGCCAGAAUUACUCGACGCAUCUUGCGUAAAUCUGGCAAGAAACCCUCUGACUUUCCACCUCCCUCAUAA
This is a messenger RNA of Mucor velutinosus, 4113 nucleotides long. RefSeq lists its product as uncharacterized. Lineage: Eukaryota; Fungi; Mucoromycota; Mucoromycetes; Mucorales; Mucoraceae. The coding region runs from base 1 to 4113 and encodes 1370 amino acids. Gene Ontology annotation, biological process: SCF-dependent proteasomal ubiquitin-dependent protein catabolic process. The transcript is spliced from 5 exons. The record is from RefSeq and is a predicted model, not a curated record. Gene Ontology annotation, cellular component: SCF ubiquitin ligase complex.